Messenger RNA from Triplophysa rosa, 4977 nucleotides. RefSeq lists its product as uncharacterized. Lineage: Eukaryota; Metazoa; Chordata; Actinopteri; Cypriniformes; Nemacheilidae. The record is from RefSeq and is a predicted model, not a curated record. The transcript has 10 exons. Bases 372 to 2570 code for a protein of 732 amino acids.
GAGAGAGAGAUGCUUAAGUGAUGCCGUGUAAAAAUCCUCCAAACACGUUUGCUGAAAACGUGUUUAGAAGCAUUUAGCCUAUUAUAUCCAUCUCUGAGGGAUGCUCCGAAAAUCCGACCGUCAAAUUAUAUUUAUUGUCCGCAACCCUCAAGAAAAAGGAUGAAAAUAAACGGCGCCCCGCCCCUCAGUGUUCAGUUUCACUUUCACGCGAUGUGAGCUCGCUCUUAUGCAUCUGUGCUCUGCAGCCCACGCGAACGCUCCACUCACAUUCAUCCUCGUUGAUUUACAUUAAAAUAUUUAAAAGCGUCCGGGUAGAAGUGGGAAAUAUCUUAAAUCCGAGGUGUCUGGAACGCAGCAUUUGCAGGUGUCUGAUGUUGGGCGUGAACCCAACGAGCUGUUCAAUAUCUUCAUCAUCAACAUCUGGAUUUCUCUACACCAUUAAGAUGAAACGCUUGCUGUUUUUCAUCCUCUUGUUACAUUUGAACGGUGUGUUUGGUGAGUCAGUGUCCGUGCUGGAGGGAAAUCCUGUCUGUCUCCACACUAAUGUUACUGACAUGCAGAAAGUUUAUCUGAUAUGGUCGUACAGGAGUUCCAUUAUCGCUAAAUUGGAUGGAGCGACUCAGGAAAUCUCACUAUAUGAUGUUGAUGAAGGGAUAUUUGAAGACAGACUGCAGUUGGACAACCGGACUGGAUCUCUCACCAUCAAUGACAUCAGAACCAAACACUCUGGACUUUAUCAACUAAAGAUCAUCAGCCACCAAACCUUAACCAAGACCUUCAGUCUUACUGUACAACAUGUGUUCUUAGCUGAUCUAGAAAACAAGAGAGAAGGAGAUUCAGUGACUCUAAACACUGGAAUAACUGAAAUGAAGAAACACAAUCUAAUGAUGUGGAUGUUUGGACCUUUAAAUCCAGACGUUCUUCUUGCAGAAAUCAAAAUAAACACUCAUAACAUCACGUAUGAUGAGAGAUACACAGACAGACUUCAUCUGAAUAAUGAGUCUGGAUCUCUAACCAUCAGAGAUCUCAAACCUACAGACACGGGAGUUUAUCAACUACAGAUCUCCAACAACAAAGAGACCAUAUACAAGAGAUUCAACGUGUUUGUUGCCGAUGUAGAACCAGGUCUGUUAAUGUGGCAUAAAGUGGCGAUUGGUGCUACUGUGCUGUUGUUUGUGGCUGGAGUUCUGGCAGUGAUUUACUUUCGCUACAAAUAUUCAAAUCUCAAAGAUGAAAUGAAGACCGUGUCUGUGAGGGAGGGAAAUUCUGCCAAACUAACAACUGGAAUCGCUGCAAUACAAAGAGAUCAGAAAAUAGUCUGGAGGUUUGGAGCCAAAGUCAUCGCUCGGUUCCAGAAGACCGAUGAUAGUAAGCCUACAUAUAGUAAUGAUGAGAAAUUCAGAAACAAACUUCAGCUGAACCGUGAGACUGGAGAUCUCACCAUCAAUGACAUCAAAAUCAGAAUCUCCGGAGAUUAUCAUCUGGAGAUCCACAGGAGAACCAAAAUCAACAGAUCUCAGAGAUUCAAGGUUGUGGUUCGAGCGGUUGCACUGAAGGUCACAGAAGGAGAGACUGUUAAAUUACAGACCGGCAUUUCUCAACUACAGAGCGACGAGAAGAUCCAGUGGAGAUUUAAAUCUAAAGUGUCAAGACAGUUAGAGACUAGUUUUUACUCGAAACAAGAUACAAUCAUAGCCGAAUUCAAUGGGAAAACCAAUAACAUCUCAUUCAACAAUAAUGAUGAGGAACUCAUUGAGAGACUUAAACUGGGCAGUCAGAUGAUAUCGCUCACCAUCGCAAACAUCAGAUCUACAGACGCUGGAGAAUAUGAGCUACACAUCAAGAGCAAAACCACAACAUUAUAUAAGUCGUUCCACAUUCUCGUCGGGUUGAACACAUUAAAACAUACAGUGGGUGAUUCUGUUAAUCUCAAAACGGACGUCAGCGAGCUGCAGGCUGACGCUCAUGUUCUGUGGACGUUCGGGAAAAAAAACACCACCAUCGCUGAAAUCAACCGAGUCGGCGGUCGCGUGUAUGUAUACGACGGUAAUGAUGAGAGAUUCAGAGACAGACUGAAACUGAACGAACGGAACGGAGAUCUGACCAUCACAAACAUCAGCAUCGGACAUUCAGACGUGUACAAACUACAGAUCACCAGAGGCUCAGACAAGACGUAUAAGAAAUUCAUGCUUCUAGCACAAGAGAAACUGGAGUCGGUGAUGGAGGGAGAUUCAGUCACACUACACCCUGAUGAUGCUGACAUACAGAGAGAUGAUGUGAUGAUGCUGUGGAUGUUUGGACCGGAUGAUAAUCUCAUAGCUAAAGCUGAUCAAAACCAGAAGAUUCUUUAUGAUGGAGCUGACGGGAGAUUUAAAGAGAAACUCCAUCUGAACGUUCAGAGAGGAUCUCUCACCAUCACAAACAUCAACACUAAACACGCUGGACUUUAUAAACUACACAUCAUCAGCAACACACACACCAAAUACAAGAGAUUCAGAGUUACUGUUCCUGGUACUCAAGAUCUCAUGGAGGAGCAGUCAGAGGGGAACUCUUUAAUUAUAGAGAUGUAACAGUACUUGAAUGAUGAACGAUGCCACAGGUGAUGAGUGAUGAGGUGUUUAAUAAAGCCACAGGUGAAAAACAGGAACAAACGAGUAAUCCACAAAACAAAGGUACGAGGGUAAAUCCAAAAACGAAGUGUAAAUCCAAAACUACAAAAAACCACGGGGUACAAAAAAACCAUCCACGGAAUAUUAACUACUAGGAGAUUACGGGUAAGCCUAGAAGACGUGCACACCAUACAACUAGACCAGACGUCAAAUGCAGGGAACAAGGGAACAGAUAUAGUGUCCGGUUGAUGAGGUUCAGGUGAAAGUCAUUAGAAUUCGGGUGAGCGGGGACGUGUGUAGUGAGGUGAAAGCACUGAUGAGGUCGUAUUCAUUUUUUAACGUGCGGAAAUUUCGGACGCAAAUUUCGGACUCAAUGUGCAAUGGCCUUAAGCAGUUACAAAAUACCGCCCCUUAGCUGUUAUAAAUUGCACUGUAACCCACUGCUUCUUGGGGCUCAUGAUUUACUAAAACACUCAAAAAUAUUGAAAAGUGCUUCUGUGUGAAUCAUCAUUAAAUGAAAAUGAAUAUACUGGUUAUAACAUAAUGUGUCAUCAAAACGAUAAGAAAUCCAUCUGCAUGUGCUCUUAUGACUUUGUGCAUAAGUAUAUGUCUUCGUCAUGUAAAAACAUCUCGCAGAAGUGAGAAAAUUCUCAAUACAGUAUAAAUGUCACAUCAGCAAGAGUACGUUGCCUGUUUUAUCAUUAUUUAAAAUAAAUGAAAAACAACUUGUAUUCUUAAUCUGAUUUCUCAGACUGACGGAGUUCACACUGCCAUUUCAGACGCCAGAAGUCUGAUCCAUUCAUUCAGACAGUGACCACGUUUACAUGGACGUCACUAAUCAAAUUAUUUGCCUUACUCUGAGUAAGCUAAUAUUACGAUUAAGGUGUUUACAUGAGUUGCUUUAAGAAUAUACCUUUCAUGUUCCCGUUUUACAUGUUACACUACCAGUGUUGGGUAAGUUACUCUGAAAAAGUAAUUAAUUACUAGUUACUAAUUACAUAUUCAAUAGUGUAAUUAGAUUACUGUACAAAUUACUCUCUCCAAAAAGUAUUUAGUUACUUAUUACUAAUUACUUUCUAUAUCUUAUAUCAACCUUGAUUAGUUAAGUGAUUGAAGGAUAGACAUGAAACUGCUUAUUUACAGUAAUUCAUUCAAAUAAAUAAUAUUAAACUACAUAAAGUAGUAUUAUUAACUGACCAAAGUAUUACAAAUGUGAGAAUUAUACAUUAAAGCACAGAUUUUAAAGUUAGACUUUGAAUUUUGAUGUCAAUUCCAAUAUUGCACACACAUAUUACACAAAGUAUUUAGUUUAAUUACAUGAGAAGUAACUGUAAUUAAAUUACAGAAAAAAUAACAGUAAUCCCUUACUUUACUUUUUCAAGGGGCAAGUAAUUAAAUUACAGUAACUAAUUACUUAGUAACUAGUUACACAAAUAACGACGCCAUUCUACGUUCCCUCCAUAAUUUCAUGUAGCCUAUCAACAAACAAUUCGUCUUCGCCAUGGUACCACAUACAGUUUUUGGUGUUUCAUUUAUUUUCUAGAUUUGUUGGCAUCUUUUUUCCCGUUCGGACCAAAAAUGUGCUUUCUUGCUUGAAGCCAUGUUGUUUGCCGUAAAACAAAACGGCUGUAACGCACUUCGAUAAUGCGACUAAAAUAGGAGUACUCCACCUGCCUUAAUUCCAUUUGUGUUUACUACGAUUAUGAGUUUAGACGGAUUAAGCGAAUCAAAAAGCUCUGUUUGCAUGGUCCAUUCUUAAUCAGAGUAUUGUCUUAAUCGUGUUAAUAUCCGAUUAUUGUUGUCCAUGUAAAUGUGGUCAGUGUUCAAACAGUGAGUGUGAAAUUUUCCUGCAUUAGUAUACAUCAAAUGUAUUUAUGGUUGUCAACAUAAACUUUUUGUUUUCAUAUUGAAAACAUUAUAUACGUUAUAUUACAUGAAUGGGUGUUUUUUUGUGGAAAGGCACAUUACUAAUAUAGUCAUAUUUGUUGUAUGUAUAUUUCAGAAUAUUUUUGUUAAUAUGUCAUUGCAUGUUUUGUACUGUUCACUGCACCACCAUAUUACACGUGGCAAAGAGUUUCUGUAAACAGAUGCAAGAAAACCUGGCAGCUGCGUACACAAUAAAAAAAGCACAACAAUGUUUACAUUUCAAUGGUUUACGUGGAUAUGUGGAGUACAAUAACAUGUCUCUAGGUAGUAUUUCAAAUCUCAAUAUUUAGACUUAGAAAAUUGAAUUGUUGUUGUAGGAAAUAUUGUGUGAAAUAUUCAUUCAUUGCGCCUGUUAUUCUUGAAAAUACACUAUAUGGAAGAUGUUUGGUGAUAUGUUAUGGAUAUCCAUAAUGCAAGAAAAACAAAAGCAUAAUAAAUGAAA